GUACAAUGAUUUGCAGCAUCUGGCACCACAGGACACGUUGCCCUCCACCACUACAAUCCCAAAGCCAACUGCAACAUCUGCCUUGCACUCGACACUAGCACAGACUUGCUUUUCACUAUGUUUUGCAGAGAAUUGCAUACUGUUCAUGAUUCUCAUGUUUCAAGGCUUGGAUCUCAUGGACCCGUCUUCUCGCAUGUUGAACUGGCGUUUCUCUCUUUUCCUUCUUCUAUCCACAAUCCUCCUGCUUGUACCAAUCUCGUUCAGCUUCGCAUUGACUCUUCACUCUGACACUUCCACCCGCUCUCAAACCCGCUUUAUUUUCAUACGAAUCGCUCUCGUUCUGCUACCAGUUGGAUUAUUCCUCUCUCUCCUAUCCUACAUCCCGCUCCCUGCUGCUCUCUCUUCUUACAGUCCUCUCUCAGCAGUCACCUGUCGACUCGUCGUCCUCGGAACCACUAUCCUCGGUUUGCUCUCAGGCCUCGGUGCAGUCAGUGGUGCCUGGGGAGUGCUUGGUCGCCAAGCCCCGCUAUCUUCUGCUUCAUCUAUUGCCACUGCUGAGCAUGCAUUAGACCGAGUUAGGACUGACUUGG
Messenger RNA from Serpula lacrymans var. lacrymans S7.9, 590 nucleotides. RefSeq lists its product as uncharacterized. The transcript is spliced from 4 exons. The annotation marks the transcript as partial. NCBI's taxonomy places the organism in Eukaryota, Fungi, Basidiomycota, Agaricomycetes, Boletales, Serpulaceae. The record is from RefSeq and is a predicted model, not a curated record. Gene Ontology annotation, cellular component: membrane.